Dracunculus medinensis (Guinea worm) is the source of this 690-nucleotide messenger RNA. The record is from the annotation of a GenBank genome assembly. NCBI's taxonomy places the organism in Eukaryota, Metazoa, Nematoda, Chromadorea, Rhabditida, Dracunculidae.
AUGAGGUCAUUAUUUGCUGUCUCAAGAAACACGCGAAAGCAACAUUCAACAGAAGAUACCUCAGAGAAAAUCGUCAUACCAGGUGACCGUUUAAUCCCAGUUAGUGAUCACCUUCGUCCUGGAUUUGGUACUUACGAAUUGCAUGGUCAUAUAUAUUCUUCGCUCAGAAUACAGUUUUUUUUCCGAACUUUAGCGUUUUUUUAUUUUUUAAUUUUUUUAAUUUUAUAUUUUUGGGGAGAAAAAGAAAUAACGACAGUUGAAGUGCAUAGAAAUAUCGAAUCGGAUCAGAAAUAUUCGAUGCCCUAUGUUGGUUGCAUUGCUACUGCUCGAGUGGAUAAUCUUGGUCAACGAUUCGCUAAAUGUUCCAUAAUUUGUGUGGAUAAUUCUAUCAUGUUACAUGAAUUCGCAGGCAUUUUAAGAAAGGAAGAUAUUCGUGCACAAGAAAAAGAAAAGACAGAAAUAAUCAUGUGCGUCAGGCCAGGAGAUAUUAUAUUGUGCCGAGUGAUUGGUUUUGGUGAUAAUCAACGGUCAUUUUUGUUAAGUACUGCUGAAGAUCGAUUGGGAGUCGUAAUGGCCAUGGGAGAUUCUGGAGAGCGUAUGUUUCCUUCAUCGUUCACCGAGGUGCAGUCUUCAAUAACCGGGAUAACAGAAUCUCGUAAAGUUGCACGGGUCCCAGUUUUAAAUAACUGA